GCUCAGACAUGGUUGCCGUUAGCGACCGAGCAACUGAAACUCGGAGAUGCGUAACGACGAAAAGUAGAACCGAGCUUUUACGAAGGGGGUUUAAAAAAAUAAUAACUUAAGUGUUUGUCCGUGUAGAAACAGGGGGAGAAGCUGGGUUUAUUCUUUCUUUAGUUUGUACUCAUCAUGGCAACUCCACAGAGAAAGGAAGAAAAGUGCACGAUGGCGGAGGGAAACACGAUGGAGCACGUGGACAGUAUUCAGAAGUCACUGGAGAAGCUUCGGAUCCUUUCUACAGAGGAUACAAAAGAGAUGCUGCGGUCCAGAAUAGAUGAACAGUCAAGUCUGAUCUGCAUACUGAAACAGAGAGCAGAUGAGCUGCUUCUUCGGUGUCAAGCCCUGCAAAAAAUCAAUACGGAGCUGGAGGGCCAAGUAACAGACUACAAGAAAGAAGUGGACAGCAAAAGAAAGACAAUAGAGCUACUAGAGAGGAGAUUCAUGGAUUUGGCUGCCAACAAUAAAGCGAUUAUUGCUUUCAUGGACGAGUACAAAACUCAGAAUGCCCAUUUAAAGCUGGAGAACAAACAGCUGCAGUCAGAAAACGACACACUUUUCUCCCAAAAGUUACAAGAUAAAGAAGUGUUUGUUCAAAACCUGCUGCAAGAAAUCCAACAGCUGACAGAGAAAUACACAAAUAAGGAAAAUGAGUAUCGAGAGAAAUUAGCUGGAUGCCAGUCAAAACUCCUGGAACAAGCGACUCUGCAUCAAGCCAAGGAAGCAUCACUAACCGAACAAUUACAUGAAACUCAACAACAGCAAAGAGGCGCUGUGAAGAUGUGCAAAGACCUUAAGCUGCAGCUAGAAAAGGCUGAAGAAGAGCACGCUUUGGACAAAAUCCACCUGACAGAAAGCAUAACAAGCCUCACCAAAGAGAAGGACAGGUUAUUGCAUCUGUCUAUGGACAGAGGGAAAGCAAUACAGGAGAAACAAGAAGAAAUCCAGCAGCUGGAGACAAAAUGGAAAGAAGAGAAAAAAGCCCGGGCCGAAGCGGAGGACAGGUUUGAACGGGAAGCUGAAGCCGUCAAUGCGGAUGAGAAAGUGAAAUCUCUCAAGUCUGCUCUCGAAGAAUCCACGACAAAAUAUGUGAAGUUCCAAAAGGAUUUUGAAGCCUUCAAAGAACACAGCAACAACCUCCUCGUACAAGAAAAGGAGUUGAAUAAGACACUGCGCCACAUGAUCGGCUAA
Molecule: messenger RNA, 1233 nt
Organism: Morone saxatilis (striped sea-bass)
Lineage: Eukaryota; Metazoa; Chordata; Actinopteri; Moronidae
Product: coiled-coil domain-containing protein 89
Exons: 7
Coding region: 175-1233 (352 amino acids)
Source: RefSeq, a predicted model, not a curated record